GUGGUUCUCGGUCUGGCCAAUAAAACGGGAGUUCCCGACCAUUUAUCUAAACUACUGUAUAUUUUAGCUCUUCCGUAGUGUGAACAAUGGAUGUGGUGAACUAUGAGCAGGUGGACGAAUCGCCGGAAAUCGAUUCGCUGGAUCUGGAUCUAAUCUGCCGCUGCUGUAUGGGGUCCAAACGGCGGAUGAAACCGCUUUUUUCGAUGGAACACGACGAUAUGCUGCACGCCAUUACCGGUAUCCGAGCACGGCCAGAUGAUGGCCUACCGGGUCUCCUCUGUGUCCCGUGCCUCCUACAGCUACGUCGCUCUCACCUCUUCAAACUGCAAAGCGAGAAAACGGACCGCCUGCUGCGUGGCUACGUGAGCCACGUAUCGUUACUGAAGAGCUUCGAACAAGAGCCACUCCCAAACACCGAGGAUUCGGGGCAAAAACUGGAAGACUCAGUAGACUCUGCCGCCGUCGACACGGAUUCCAACAAUGAACCGACAUCGGAAGUUGUAAGCAUUGAAGUUGCGGAACCGGUCACCUGUCCCAAAUGCAACAAACAGUUUCUAAACCAGCGAAAGAUGAAGCGCCACAUGCGGAUACACAGCAGCGAGCAGUACCAUCAGUGCACCGAGUGUGAUAAGGCGUUUGCAGAUAAAUCGAACCUCACGAAGCACAUGUGGAAGCAUACGGGCGAGCUUCGGAAUCAGAAAAACAAGCCACACCUCUGCGCGGAGUGUGGUAAAUCGUUCAAGUACAGUACCUCACUGUCGCGCCAUAAGCGGAUGCACAGCAAACGCAACGUAUUCACGUGUGAAGUCUGCAACAAGUUCUACGCCGAGCACCAGACGCUGGUGAAUCACAUGCGGACUCACACGAACGAACGGCCUUACUCCUGCAGCAUUUGCGAUAAGCAAUUUGCCCAGAAACCAAAUCUCGAUCGUCAUGAACUGACGCACACGGGCGUCAAACUGUAUGCUUGCGAUUUGUGUGAGAAGCGGUUCUCACAGAAGAGCUACUUGAUUGUGCACAAGCGGAUUCACGAGAAUGAAAAACCGUUCCAAUGUUCAUCCUGCUCGAUGGCAUUCGUCUCGCAGAACUCGCUCCAGAAACACCAGCGUACACCUUGUUCGGAUCGCCCGUUCGCUUGCGCACGCUGCGGCUUAUCGUUUCGCUACAAGUCCUCCUUACGCAUGCAUAGGCGCAACCAUCAUGAUGGGGAAUACAAUUGCCGUAUCUGUGCGAUGUCUUUUCGCACCGCGGAUAGCCUGUCCAGUCAUAUGUCGACCAGGCAUCCCACCGUGGACUGGGAACAUGAUUACGAUGUAACAUCUUUUAGCAAGAAGAAGCCAACGAAGCUAACCGAUGACAAACGAAGCAAGACAAACGAACUGCAAAAGGAGGAAGGACACCGGGAGCAGGACACCAGGAGUUUCGUAGAAACGUUUGAGGAAGGGGAGGAGAAUGAGGAAUCCCAAAGCUACGAUGACUCUGCAUACAUCGAACAGCUAGUACCCACAGACCAAGUUGAACAGGAACCGCUGUUAUCGAUUCAGAUAAUCAAAACUGAAGAGCCCGAGUUUAUGACGGAAUGAGGUACCGAAUGAAAGAUGUUGGUUGAGUAAUGAAUUGAAAUUUGAAGUUGUGGUAUGUUAAUGAAAUAAAUCGUGCCGAAAAACAAGCAUGAAAAA
Anopheles aquasalis is the source of this 1679-nucleotide messenger RNA. Its product is annotated as zinc finger protein 771-like. NCBI's taxonomy places the organism in Eukaryota, Metazoa, Arthropoda, Insecta, Diptera, Culicidae. Gene Ontology annotation, cellular component: nucleus. The record is from RefSeq and is a predicted model, not a curated record. Gene Ontology annotation, molecular function: DNA-binding transcription factor activity, RNA polymerase II-specific; zinc ion binding. Gene Ontology annotation, biological process: regulation of transcription by RNA polymerase II.